Messenger RNA from Lymnaea stagnalis (great pond snail), 6159 nucleotides. The record is from the annotation of a GenBank genome assembly. Lineage: Eukaryota; Metazoa; Mollusca; Gastropoda; Lymnaeidae.
AGCAAGGCUAUGCCACUUAUGGAGUUGGCAAGUAGGUCAGACUUUGUGCAUUGUAGGAAAUGAUGAUAUGUUAUCAACAUAUAAACAGUUAUUAAUUUGACUAACUCUAAUUUUCUGCACAUGUAUUUAGAAAAGGAUUAUCUAUUAAAUAUUUCCCAAAGGAUUAUCUGUGUUGUUAUUGAUUUAAUACAUAUAGAUCAACAAAUUAACAUCAGUAAUUUUUUCCAGUACAAGACAUUAAAAAAAAAAUUGAAUCUUUAUUUUUUUUUCAAGUACCCAAAAACAUAAAUUGAAAUGAAUCAAUUCAAAAUUUUAUCUCAUUAAGAACUUAUAAUAUUUGAAAAUUUAUUGUAAUGAACAAUCUGCUAACCACGCAGGUGGCAUCUUGGCUUCUGUAAAUGGGAGUGUACUCCUCUGUACAGAGGGUUUGAUGCAUUUGUUGGUUACUUUUCCAGUGGGGAAGACUAUUACAGCAAGCUACAAGGUAGAGAUAUCCCAAUAUUUCUGCUUUAAUCCUAUGCUUCAAAUAAUUUUCUUAAUAUUCUUUUGUCAUGUCUAUUAUGGUGUGAUAAUAAAAAGUAAUAACUGCUUAGAAAUUUUAAUUUGAGAUUGGAUCAACGCCUUUAUGAUUCUCUACUCAAGUCUCAGAAUAUGUUGUUAAAGAUUAUAAGCCAAGUUCCGGUCUCAUUCAACAUUUAUUUAUAUAUUUAAGAACACUCUAUAUGCUAAGAAAGUUUUAAUGAAUAGAUAAAAAAUUCAAGCAAUUUAAUAAUUUCGAUCAAUUAAGUUUAUAUUCAACUGACACUUUUACUUAAAUAUUAAUUUUUUUUUUUGGUGAACAAACUUAUAUCAUCUGAUUUUUAUACAAAUUGGAAAGAAAAGAAACCACAGAUUUAACACCAAAAAAAGUAUAAUAAUAAUAAUUCUUUUUUUUUUUUUUAUAACUGUUGAGUGUAAAUUCUUUUUAAAGGAAAAAUGUCAUGCUCUUAGUUGUUUUUUUUAAAUCUGAAAUUGUCUUUUUUUUUUCUUUAAGACAAUUUUUAUAAAAUAUUUUCUUAAGAAUUAAUGUUCUUCUUUAACAAGAUACUGGUUAUGAUUUCCGUAUCAAUCAGGACACAUAUUGGGAGGCUAAUGGAACCUACUCCUCAGUAAGUUGACAUCAUCUGAGUGUGAAUAGUUAAUAAAGCAUUGGGAAUUCAUUAUAUACAUUCAAAUAUGACAUUUUUGGCUCCCAAUUUUAAACCUCUACCAUUUGGUCCUGGGCCUCAUUUAAUUUCUUUAAAAGAUUAUUUCCAUUACUAUCAGUCCUCAGGACAGUUUCAGUAUUUCACCAGGGUAUUUUGAUUUUGUAAGUGAACUUAAGUUAAGUUGUGAAAAAAAUAGAUUUAAAAAAUGUAUUUAUAAAAAGUGAGUUUUAAUAUUGUUUCUUAUUUUUCUGUUUCAGUUUUUGUAUCAGUCUGCCCUGAAAACAAUAAUAAACAACCAUGACCCCAAAGUUCCAAUGUUCCUUUACAUCCCAGCACAAUCUGUCCAUGAGCCUCUUGAGGUAAGUUACAGCUCAGGGCUACAUGGAUCACCUAAGCAAUGCCAUUUGCAAAGGGGAGAUGCUUAAGCAAAUGCCCAAGUUGAAUUGCUGAGUAGGGAAAAAUGCCAUUCAUAAGGACACCAAUAAUCUCAGGCUGAUGUACAUUUCCUAUGUUGAAGGAAACAAAGUUGACUAAAAAUAGGUAAAUAAAGAGCAUCAAGAAUUGAAGAAAGUUUGGGAGGAAAGUGGUGGUAGUGGUUGGAAAAAAAAAAAGGGGGGGGGGGAGAGAGAGAGAGAGAGAGAGAGACUGAUAUCACUAUCAAUGACAUCAUUUUUUUUUUUAAAAUUGUAUUUUCAAAUGUUUUAUAUUUUACAGCAACUGGAUUCAGCUUUGGCUAACUUAAAAUGAUUUUUCAUUCAACUUACCCAAUGAGAAAUUAAGAGACAACUCUUAGAUAACAUUUUUUUUCCACAUGUAGGUCCCUGAUUACUACUACAACUUGUAUCCCAACAUCAAAACCAAGGGCAGGCGAACAUUCUCAGGUACAGUGAACUAAUUUUGCACUUUUAUUUUGGGGGAAAAGAUUUUACUUGCAAAAAGAUUUUUCGUGCAUGCUUUUUGUUGAAAAAAAAAAGUAUAAUUCAACAGCUUAUUUAAGUUUUUGUGGAAGCACUUAUUAUUAUGGAUUUCAGGAAUUUUCUCAUCUCUUAAAGUCAGAAAUGUUGUUUCCAGAGCAACAUAUUUUACUUUAUUACUCCACUUAGAGAAUUAAUCAUUCAUUAAAAAAAAAUCGGGGUAUUUUUUUACCUUUUUUUCAUUGUAUGGUAAUUUAUGCUUGAAUCUAUUUUCGAUUUUUUUUCCUUUGCUUUGUGAUUGUAAAAAGAAUAAUUAUGGUGAAAAUUAGUGCAUUGAAAAUGUUACCUCACUGCAUGCCUUGUGGUGGUUUUUAUCAGGAAUGGUUACUGCCCUUGAUGACACUGUAGGCUUAGUGGUGGAUUUGUUAAAGAAAAGAAAUUUGUACAAUGAUACCAUAAUUUUCUUUACUGCAGAUGUAAGUUUUUGCUUUAUUAUUUUUUUUGUUUUUGUUUUCUUAAUGUGGGUAAGGAAUAUUACGAAUAUGAAAGGUUGGCCUAUAUCUUUUGAAAGUUCAUUUACCUGUUACUAUUAUAUUAAUCAAUUUUUUUUAUUUUAAAUUUUGACAAAAUGUUAUUUUACCAAUAUCUAAAACACAGUUUUACAUUUUAAAGUUAUUUGCAUAGCCAGAGGAAUGGAACAAAAUAUGUUUAUCUAAAAAGAAAUAUUAAUAAUUAUCCAUACAAAAUAAAUCCUCUAGAUCUCAAAACUCUAGUGCCACUAUCUAAGACUUAGCAUCCAAGCAUCCAGAGCUACCAUGACCAUAGUUAUUUCAGAGCUACCAUAGUCUUUUUAAGACCUACCAUAGUCCUAUUCAGAGCUACAUAGCCAUUUUCAGGGCUACCAUAGACAUUUUUAGAGCUACCAUGGUAAUUUUAAAAGCUACCAUGGUCAUUUUCAGAGCUACCAUGGUCAUUUUCAAAGCUACCAAUAGUUAUUUUCAGAGUCACCAUAGUCCUUUUCAGAGCCAUAUUAAAAAAAAAAGUUGUCACUUGUUUAACUACAUCAUUAGAAUGGAGGAGCAGUGCCCUUCCAUGGCAACAACUACCCGCUUCGAGGAGCCAAGUCAACUAUUUGGGAAGGUGGCACCAGGGUCCCCGCCUUUGUUCAUGGGAAGUUUCUAGAAACAACUGGCGUCCGCUACGAUGGGUGAGUUUUCAAUAACAUGUAAUUUUCAAGUUCAUCUUGUUGGUUCGAUUCCUGAGAGUAGUUUUCAGUUUUUAUCUUUUGAUAUUGUUGUUACUAUUAUUGUUAUUAUUAUAAUUAUUAUUAAAGUGGUUUUUUAUAGCGCAGUACUCCAGCCUAGGGCUAGUCUCACUGCGUUUCAGAUAAAAAUUAGCAAUUGCAGAAAAUUAUACAUUUAAAAACAACAAUUGGUGAAAAGCUUGACCUCACCCACCCAAGCACUAUCUACCCGUUACUUGCAAUUAUAUUUUUAAUUAUUGGAAAUUAACAUACAGUAUACUUUUACAAAACAAAAUAAAUUCUCCUUCAUUAAUAACAAUGAACAUUUAAAUAGGAUCAACAUAGGGGUGUUAAAAUGUGUUACACAUUAUUAAGAUGUAAUAAAUUCACAGUAAAAAUUUAAAGAAUAGGUUCAUUUCAAUUGAAAAUAUAAUGUACCCAGUAUUACUCAAUAUUUAAAACUCCCAUGAAAGUAUUUUUGUCAACAUUUGGUUAUUUUAGUUUGAUCCAUGCUGUGGACUGGUCACCUACUAUUGCUGAGGCUGCAAAAAUCCCUUAUAUUGGUAGGUUUUCAUAGGACUUCAUAGCACAUUAGGCUGUCCUUUAAUAACAUAGCACAUUUGGCUGUACUUUAGUAGCAUAAUUUGAAUGGGAAGAUGAGAUGCUGUGAGAUAUUAAGCCAAGUCAGCAGGACCAUCAGAAUAAAACAUUUGGUUGGUUACUGGGUCAACAUCAAGUUGAAAAACCAUAAAAAUACAUUCUAUUAAAAAAAAUAUCAUUUAGUUUUAAACUGCUCAAUAACAUAUAGUAUUUAAUUAUGAAAAUUUGAUAUAAAUUUAAAAUCUACAGUUAUCCUUAAGCUAAAAACUGCAGUGCAGUAUGACAAAUAUCUGUAGAUAUCUGUAUGACAAAUAUCUGUAGAUAUCUGUAUGACGAAUAUCUGUAGUUAUCUGUAUGCCAAAUAUCUGUAGCUAUCUGUAUGCCAAAAAUCUGUAGAUAUCUGUAUGCCAAAUAUCUGUAAAUAUCUGUAGAUAUCUCUAUGCCCAAAUAUAUUUGUAUUAAAUGAGACAGAUCCCGACAGUGAUGGUGUAAGUCAGUGGCAGUCGAUCAUUUCCCUGUCAUCUUCCAAACGUUCUGAGAUUGUCUACAAUUUGGACAAUGAAACAACUGGUCUUUCAGGCCAUGCAGCCAUACGGUAAGAUGUCCUGUGUAUAAAAUAUCUGACUUGUAUCAAUUACAUUAGCAAUGCUGACCAGCUGCUUUAGUCUUACUGACUGAAAUUUUCCCUCAAGGCAAAAAGAAAGGUUUCUGAAAUGAACCCAAAUCUUCUUAAAAAUAUAGCACACAGAACUGGCAACACCCCUUGAAGGUGUGAUCCUUUUAACACAAGGGUGGAAAAAAGUGAUGUUGGGGUGAGGAGAGGUAAGGUCUUUUAAAUAUAACACCCAUAAACACUUGAUCUAGACUGUUUUAACAUAACACCCAUAAACACUUGAUCUAGACUAACUAUUUCAACAUAACACCCAUAAACACUUGAUCUAGACUAACUAUUUCAACAUAACACCCAUAAACACUUGUUAUAGAUGAUUUAUUUCUGUUUAUACAAGGGAGGGGGAAACUUUAUUGAAGUAAUUCAAAAUAUAAAGUAAAAUGUUUCAGCUUAGAGCCUUCUUGAGUAACUGCCAUUUAACAAAGUAUACUAGCUGGCAGAAAACCACAUAGUAUACAAGCAGGCUGAAAACCCAUAUAGCAUACCAGCAGACAGAAACCCAAAUAGUUAACCAGCAGGCUGAAAACCGCAUAGUAUACAGGCAGGCAGAAAACCACAUAGUAUACAAGCAGGCAGAAAACCCAAAUAGUGUACCAGCAGGCAGAAAACCCAAAUAGUGUACCAGCAGGCAGAAAACCCAAAUAGUGUACCAGCAGGCAGAAAACCACAUAGUAUACCAGCAGGCAGAAAACCCAAAUAGUGUACCAGCAGGCAGAAAACCACAUAGUAUACCAGCAGACAGAAACCCAAAUAGUUAACCAGCAGGCAGAAAACCCAAAUAGUAUACCAGCAGGCAGAAAACCACAUAGUAUACCAACAGGCAGAAAACCCAAAUAGUGUACCAGUAGGCAGAGAACCCAAAUAGUGUACCAGUAGGCAGAAAACCACAUAGUAUACAGGCAGGCAGAAAACUACACAGUAUACAGGCAGGCAGAAAACCCACAUAGUAUACAAGCAGGCAGAAAACCACAUAGUAUACCAGCAGGCAGAAAACUACAUAGUAUACAAGCAGGCAGAAAACCCACGUAGUAUACAAGCAGGCAGAAAACCCACAUAGUAUACAAGCAGGCAGAAAACCCACAUAGUAUACAAGAAGACAGAAAACCACGUAGUAUACAGGCAGGCAGAAAACUACAUAGUAUACAAGCAGGCAGAAAACCCACAUAGUAUACUGGAAGACAGAAAACCACAUAGUAUACAGGCAGGCAGAAACUACAUAGUAUACAGGCAGGCAGAAAACUACACAGUAUAGAGGCAGGCAGAAAACCCACAUAGUAUACAAGCAAGCAAAAAAAGCAAAGAAUUCCAGCAGCCAGAAAAACACACAGACUACCAGAGGGCAGACAACCAGCUUAUUUUGAAAAUAAGUAAGAUCUGUAUUGAAAGACUUUAAAAAUUAAUUUUUUUAAAUAUUAUUUUUUGUUUUCCCUUUUGUACAGAGUAGGAGAUUACAAAUUAGUUUUAGGAGUCCCUGGGGCAUUAAAUGGUUGGUACAAGCCAGACGAAGACUAUACAGAAGCAGAUGAUGACUAUGUUGGAAACUGG